GUCCUAAAUUGGGUCCUGCAGGCUACGUGGCAACAGCUCAAACAUGGCAGUAACUUGCUCGGAAAUGUAUGUGGAGUAGAUCCACAGCGAAUUUUACUUCUGAGUUUGGAUUUUUACUAUAGUGUCUCAGUGAAGUAGUGUUGUAACAGUAAGGUCAUCUGAAAACGUGCUGAAAUGGCGGGGUGGUCUGGGUUUUCUGAUGAAGAGCUACGGAGGAUGCAACAGAAAGAGAGGACAUCGUCCGCCGCUCGUGGCCGAAAACCAGUGACCACCAACCGCAGUCGCCAGCAGCUGCAGCGGGAGAGGGCCCUGCAUCAAGCCGCUGAGCAACGGGAUGGCUCUGCUCAGCUUCCACCCGAACAGCUACUCGCCAAGCCGGCAAUGCAAGCUCCUAACCAGACUGCACCCAAAAUAACGCCGGAGAACGAGUCUGAGAAGAGCACCACCAGCCAGUCCCAAGAACCUGUGGUUGUAAACCACCACUCCGUGCCGACCACAGAACCUGCCGUGAUGGCCAAGGAGCUCGAAAAGCAGGAGGUGGAAUUGAGAGACAAGACUCGGCUGGAACAGCUUCAGCAAGAGCAGCGAAUCAUGGAAGAGAAGAAUAAACGCAAAAAGGCUCUCCUUACGAAGACCAUUGCUGAAAAGUCAAAGCAGACCCAAGCAGAGGCAGUGAAACUGAAGAAGAUUCAGAAGGAGCUGCAGGCCCUGGAUGACAUGGUGUCCAAUGACAUUGGGAUCCUUAGAGGCCGGAUAGAACAGGCCAGCUGGGAUUACUCUGCAGCAAGAAAAAGGUACGAAAAGGCGGAGGCGGAGUACGUGUCCGCCAAACUGGACCUGCACAAGAAGACGGAGGUGAAGGAGCAGCUGACGGAGCACCUGUACGCCAUCAUCCAGGAGAACGAGCAGCGCAAGGCCCGCAAGCUGGAGGAGCUGAUGAAGCAGCUGGAGCUGCAGGCGGACGAGGAGCGCUUCGAGCUGGAGAUCCAGGUGGAGAAGAUGCUCCAGGAGGUGGAGGCGGAGCCGGAGGUGGAGGCAGAGACGGGCGGAGGGGCGCAAACCCCGCCCCCCGAAUCUCAGCCAGUAAUGAGCAAUCCACCGGACUCUGGCCCACAAUGUGAGCCUGUGGCUGCUGAGGUCCCAGCCUCUCCCUCUUAACAGAGAGGGGAACAGGCUGUCCUGGGCCCCUAGUUUGAACAUGGUUACUGUACCCUUUCUUUAUCUCUGAGAAGGACAUCGUGUUCUAUGAAUCAUCUUCUCUGCGUAUAAUUCUGUACAAUGCCAAAUAAUUUGGUAUCAUGUCAACACCGUUUCUCUUAAUACGAUUAUAUGUUGAAAUGUACUUACUGGAAAAAGUAUUACAUUAUUACACCAAAUUGUAUUUGACAAGACACUAGUUUUCAGUGCUAACUAUAUACACUACUCAUUGGUGGAAAUUUUUUAACUUGGAAUGUCAUUUUUGGCAUUUCAGCAGUGGUUAUGAGCAAAAAUGGUUUUAAACAGAUGUCCAUUAUUGGAACCUUUCAUUUUGAGGAUUAUUGAGCUUUGAUAUCUUAUACAAUUAUUUAAAUGCAUUUGUGAGAAAUACAAGGCACGUGAAAUAAAAAACGAUCUAUUUAUAACUUAAUUGUGGGCCCCGGUCUGACCUUCAGUAAAGCUGAUGCAAUUGCACACUAUUCUGGAAUGAUCUCUGCUGUCCUCUUAAAUAUGGGUGCAGUGCAUUCCAUCUGCUUAUGGUCUAUAGCCCAAUAUUUGCUGUAGUUCUCAUUGUAUACACUAGAGAUUUUUGUCUGCACUAAUUGUGUGUGAAAGCUGGACAAAUAUGCCAUUGAACAACUUCUCUCUGAAUUGUAGAUAUCCUUAAAUGUUUCAUUUUUGAUAAGACGAAAAGAAACUUUCCAUCUCAUCUGUUCUAAUAAGGCUGGAGGGUUCCAGAAAUGUGUACAUUAACUUUUCUUUGUUACGUUGUUCUGGUAGACUGUCCUAUUUUUAUAUAUUUGUAUGUAUUUAAAUAUAAAUAACUUCUCUGCACACUAA
Messenger RNA from Anguilla anguilla (European eel), 2037 nucleotides. RefSeq names its product golgin, rab6-interacting (gene gorab). Gene Ontology annotation, biological process: non-motile cilium assembly. The transcript has 5 exons. Lineage: Eukaryota; Metazoa; Chordata; Actinopteri; Anguilliformes; Anguillidae. The record is from RefSeq and is a predicted model, not a curated record. Bases 175 to 1158 code for a protein of 327 amino acids.